GAAAUGACAUUUCCUCUUUAAAUAGCUGGAGCCGGGGCCCCACAGAGACAUGGCCGCGUCGGCAGAUUUAAGUAAGUCUUCCCCUACACCGAAUGGGAUUCCGUCUUCAGACACAGCCAACGAUGCCAUGGACCCCUUACAUGCUUGCAGUAUUCUUAAGCAACUCAAAACAAUGUACGAUGAAGGACAGUUGACAGACAUUGUAGUGGAAGUGGAUCACGGGAAAACAUUUUCCUGUCAUAGAAACGUUCUUGCUGCAAUCAGCCCUUACUUCAGAUCCAUGUUCACUAGCGGCCUUACAGAAAGUACUCAAAAAGAAGUUCGAAUAGUCGGUGUUGAAGCUGAAUCAAUGGAUUUAGUAUUGAACUAUGCCUACACCUCCAGAAUUAUUUUGACAGAGGCCAAUGUUCAAGCCUUGUUCACUGCAGCUAGCAUCUUCCAGAUUCCUUCCAUCCAAGACCAAUGUGCUAAGUAUAUGAUCAGUCAUUUGGACCCACAGAAUUCUACUGGAGUCUUUAUCUUUGCUGAUCAUUAUGGUCAUCAGGAACUUGGAGACCGAGCAAAGGAAUACAUUCGUAAAAAGUUUCUGUGUGUCACCAAAGAACAAGAGUUUCUCCAGUUGACAAAAGACCAACUGAUUAGUAUACUAGACAGUGAUGAUUUAAAUGUAGACCGAGAAGAGCACGUUUAUGAAAGCAUUAUAAGGUGGUUUGAACAUGAACAGAAUGAAAGAGAAGUGCACCUUCCAGAAAUUUUUGCCAAAUGCAUACGUUUUCCUCUGAUGGAAGAUACCUUUAUAGAGAAAAUUCCACCCCAGUUUGCACAGGCUAUAGCCAAAUGCUAUGUAGAAAAGGGACCAUCCAACACCAAUGGCUGUACCCAGAGACUUGGAAUGACUGCUUCUGAAAUGAUCAUAUGUUUUGAUGCUGCCCACAAACACUCAGGAAAGAAGCAAACAGUGCCUUGUCUAGAUAUUGUCACAGGAAGAGUGUUUAAACUAUGCAAACCACCAAAUGACUUGAGAGAAGUUGGGAUUCUUGUAUCACCAGAUAAUGACAUUUACAUUGCAGGAGGAUAUAGGCCAAGCAGCAGUGAGGUCUCCAUCGACCACAAGGCAGAAAAUGAUUUUUGGAUGUAUGAUCAUUCCACUAACAGAUGGUUACCCAAACCGUCUUUGCUUCGAGCCAGAAUAGGCUGCAAACUAGUAUAUUGCUGUGGUAAAAUGUAUGCAAUUGGAGGUCGUGUUUAUGAAGGUGAUGGAAGAAACUCACUAAAAUCUGUGGAGUGCUAUGACAGUAGAGAGAAUUGUUGGACGACUGUUUGUGCAAUGCCAGUAGCAAUGGAAUUUCAUAAUGCUGUGGAGUACAAAGAAAAGAUCUAUGUUUUACAGGGAGAAUUUUUCCUCUUCUAUGAGCCUCAAAAAGACUACUGGGGUUUUUUAACCCCCAUGACUGUGCCUAGAAUCCAAGGCUUAGCAGCUGUAUACAAGGACUCAAUCUACUACAUAGCUGGAACCUGUGGAAAUCAUCAGCGGAUGUUUACUGUAGAAGCCUAUGAUAUUGAGCUAAAUAAAUGGACUCGUAAAAAGGAUUUUCCAUGUGAACAGUCCAUAAACCCAUACCUUAAACUGGUACUUUUCCAGAAUAAACUCCAUUUAUUUGUUCGAGCUACUCAAGUUACUGUUGAAGAACAUGUCUUCAGAACCAGCAGGAAAAAUUCCCUUUACCAAUAUGAUGACAUUGCUGACCAAUGGAUGAAAGUGUAUGAGACCCCAGAUCGGCUCUGGGACCUUGGCCGGCAUUUUGAAUGUGCUGUAGCUAAACUCUAUCCUCAGUGUCUUCAGAAAGUCCUCUAACAAGUUUUUGUGUAUCACUGGUGUCUCACACUUAGGAAACUUGUUUCAUGAUACUAAGGAGUGUUGUCAGUAUUUUAAAAAGCUGAGAGAGUUUUGUACAAAGAAAUGGGUGCUCUUAAAGGUUACAGUGUAGGAAAGAAUUUGCUUUCAUCCUUGUGAUGUUUCAUAUCAUUUCACUAAGAAAGGGCAAACAAAGUGCAAUUAUGAGCGUUUUUUUUUUUUUUCUGGCAUAAAAGUAAUCACACCAUUCUAGAUUUUUGUGAUAAAUAGUCAUUGAGACACUAGAUGAAUCAAGAUGACUGUGUACUCUUAGAAGAGCGGUUAGAAUAUUAUUGGGUAGAGACAUUUAAACUAGUUUGAUGUGACUUUUUAUUUUAAAUACGGGUAAUAAUCUGAGGCAAUAUCACUAGGAUUUUACUUUAGCUAUGACCUCUAACACACAGAAGCACUAACUUAGAUCCUCAUUCUUAAUAUUUAUAUAUAUAUAUAUAUUUUGUGUGUGUGUACUGUUUUCAACUGUACUGAAUUUUAAAUGUGUUCUGUUAUUAGAGUAGAUUGAAGGAGAAACAAAUUAGUCUCAGAAAGAGCUUUUAGUCUUUCAGAUUUCCCAUGUAACUUUAAGUUAAGCUAAAGUGUUGAAGUGGCAGUUUUCUGUUGAUCACUUUUUCAAGUGCUAACACUGUCUCAUUUUUUAAAAUCUGGAAAAGUGCUCAAAUCCAUAGGUGGCUGGUGCUAGUUUAAGCUAAUUUAUGUGAAUAGAGAGAUUUAAGUGGUCUGAGCCAAUGACUGUCUUUCAAACUGGUAUGUGAGAAUCAUGGCCAUACUAUUUUACUUGUUAAACUCAUAUGAUUCACAAGAUUUUCUCCUUAUGUGAUAGGAAGAUAUGGCCAGGUAUUGGUCUAGCUGGACUAAGUCUUAGAAUAGUAGGAACAUUAUACCCAGUUUGCACUAACAUGGGCCAUUUGUUGCCCCCUUCUUUUUCCACCUACCUGUCCAGUUAUUAUCGGUACAGCGGGAGGUUCUCUUCCGUGCAGAUCAUAAUGUGAACUUUUACACCUACGUUUAAAAUUCUGUUUUCCAGAAACACAGAACUUCUGCAGUGGUGUAAUUUUAUAGCGUCUAAGUUUCAUAUUACAAUUAAAACCUCUUUUUUUUUCAUUUUUGCACUUAAGAGGGAUGAAUACUCUUACAUUGAAAUCCUUGUUUUAGCUGAAGGGGAUUGAGAAGGAAAAGAGUGAAUGAGUAGAACCACAGCUUUAUAGGUACAAAAUCAUUUUUGGUAUUUAACUGGUGUAUUUCUAACAGGAAUAUUAACAUGAAGGCACCGCAAACUGAUUUGUACAUCUAAAGCAGAUAUUUAGAUCAGUAACUUAUUUUUACUAAGCCUGGAAUUAUUGGUAAAGGAUUUAAGUAUAGCCCAGAGUGUGUCCUCAAUCAGUACCAUUUUUUAUUAACUUAGAAGCAAACUGGCAUGGUUUGUAUUUUAAAAAUCUUGCACAAAUUGUAAUGUGAUACUGUGAAACAAAUUUAAAACAUUGCCUCUUUGCAUCACAUACCUCGUUUUUCAGAAGCUUUCCAUACUGCUUUACAUAGACUCUACAAGGAGGGAAAGUUUUCUGUAAAAGAAGUUAAAAUGGACAGCAUUUAUAGAAUUAAAAAUUUUAAAUGUAGUUAUAGAAAGCUAGAUAUGUGGUUUCUUCUUAUUGGCCUUUAUAAUAUAUCUGUAAUCUGUGUAUAAACUUUGUCAAGCAAUUAUUUUUCCCUUCCCAGUUUUUCUUCAUCUUUUACUGUUUUUCUUUAUCAAAAUGCUGUUUGGGGGUUAUUUCUGCAAUUUUUUUAAAGUCAUUCUUUACAAUUUUGCAUUGCUGAAGGAAGGAAAAAAACACAAGCAACCAAUGUAAUUUAUUUUUGAAAGCUUUGUUUAAUAAGAUAUCCUGUCUCUUUUGGACAAUCUUCUAUGUUUAGAAAAAUGUAUUACUUGAAAACAUGACAGAACUUUGGGUUAGCAAGUUACAUGUGCUCUAUGACAUAUAAGAGAACAACAUACUGUGGUUAAUUCUAUAGUAGAUUUAUUCUUUUGAUCUGCACAACAGUUGAUCCUUUUGCUAUAACCAUUUAUACUGAAGGUAUGAUCUUCUAAGUUUAGCGUGUCAAAACAAGGCUUAGGAUUUGUUAUAGUAGUAGAAUAUAUAUUGAAUUUUGUAUGAAGAUCUAUUUGUUUUUAAAUUCUAUAGCUGGGAUAUUUUACCACUUUUAAAUGGAAUCAGAAGAUGUCUUAGAAAACUAAGAUUAGUGAUAUGUGUGGGUUUAUGUUUAGAUAUUUAAGGUAUACUUUUGUAGUGUGACAAAAUGGUAAGUAAAAGGCACAGUGAGUACUACACAAUGAAAAUAUGGGUCUAACAUAUGCCAGUCCUACUUUAAUCUUGUUUUUGCAUCUGAAGAAUGUAUGUAGCACUUUCCUAUGUAUUUUUUUACACAUUGAAAACUGGACUUGGUAUAACUGUGUUAUAGGAAAGUAGAAAUUGUAUUAUUAUCUUCCAUCUUUUUAUGUUAUCCUACAAAGUUGAUGCUUAAGCAUCAAGGUGAUUUCAUUGGUCAGAGAAAAAGUGAAUGUGAUCUUCAAGGAAUCAGAUUUCUUAUGUAAAGCAGUUUAAGAUGGCAUUCAAUGUUCAGUGCUCAGGUAUGUAGUAAGUACUGUAGUCCUAUGGGGGCAAAUUAUAGAUUUUUUAAACAUUCUGCCAUAAUUGCACAGUUUUUUGCAUUUUUACCUGAUGUCAUUGUUUCUUAUAAUAAAACCUUUUCUGAUUGAAAA
Nycticebus coucang (slow loris) is the source of this 4667-nucleotide messenger RNA. RefSeq names its product kelch repeat and BTB domain containing 8 (gene KBTBD8). Gene Ontology annotation, biological process: neural crest cell development. The transcript has 4 exons. The record is from RefSeq and is a predicted model, not a curated record. Gene Ontology annotation, molecular function: protein binding. Lineage: Eukaryota; Metazoa; Chordata; Mammalia; Primates; Lorisidae. The coding region runs from base 50 to 1855 and encodes 601 amino acids.